AUGGGUUGUGCCGCUAAUAAACAAGAUAAAGGUAUUUAAGCAAUAUACAGAGAAAAGACAUGGCCGAUAAUCCAUUUUUUGUAGGGCCUUCCUUAUUCAUUAAUUUAAAGGGUGGAGAUCUUUUAAAACAUUACAGAAUAGAGAAACACCUAGGAAAAGGUAUUAAUUUGUAAUGAGACUAGGUGCUUAAGGGGAGGUUAAUUUAGUUGUUCAUUUGAUGAGUGAACAAAAGAGAGCAAUGAAAAAGAUUAUAAAAUCUCAGAAAAUAAAUGAAAAACUUAUAGCGAAUGAAUGCUAAAUCAUGAUGUAUUUUGAUCAUCCAAAUAUUGUGAAAAUAUAUGAACUGUUUCAGGAUAGCUCGCAUUUUUAUAUUGUUUAUGAAUAUUUAAGUGGUGGAGAAUUACUUGAAUUAUUGAAUAAGAAAAAGGAGUUGAAAGAGCAGCAAAUUGCUAAUUAUAUCAAAUAGGUAUUGGAAGCAUUAAAUCAUUGUCNUGGAUUAUUGGAAGUUCAACCAAUGUAACUCCAAGAUAAGUUAUAAACAGAGAAGUUGUUUAAUUUGACAAAUAUUUAUUAUAAUGCAUUUAACUUGAUUAAUAUUUAAAGGAAUUUAUUGAAACCUAUGCUCAUCUUCACAUAGGCCAUGAUAGGAUGUUAUAAUCUUUUUCAAAAUUUGACUUAAAUAGAUCAAAAAAGAUUUAGCGAAAAGAUUUAAAUUAUAUAAAGUAGGUUUUAAAAAAUGAGGCAUUGAUUCUCAGUAUUUUACACUUUAGUGAAUCCAAAACCACCUUUGUUUAUGAAGGUAUUAUAUACUCUUAUAAAGUUAGAGUGUCUUUAAUAAUGGGAAUAAAAUAUAAUUUAAUAAAAAGUAGAAAGUCUGAAGUCUUGUUUUCCUAAUUAGGAGGUCAAAAAAUCCCAAGUUAUUAACUAUUUAUAGCCAAGAAAGAAGAAAUAUGAAGAUGGAUUAAUCUUAAGUGACAAUUCUUAGAUGAUUACGAAUCUAACAAAAGAUAUUUAUUAGUUUGAUGAAUUUAUUUUAGAAGUUGAGAAAGGAAUUAAGGAAAAGGCAAAAUACUUUAUUAAGAACCAAAAAGUUUUUAUUAAGUCAGAGGAAAUUUAAUAGGAAUUUAAUCAAUUAUUGAAUAUUUUAAAAUCCGAUUAAGAAUACUAGUCUAAUAAAAUCCAGUAAAAUGGGAUCAAGCAAAUCUAACAAAUUUUAGGAUAGAAUAUUAUGCUGAAUUUAGUAUUGUAAAAAGAAAUAAUAGAUCACUUAGAAUAGUUUGAGAAAUAGGAUUAAUAAAAGAGAUACAAAUAAUUAUUAAACUAAAUGAUGAAUAAAUUAUAAUGA
Molecule: messenger RNA, 1345 nt
Organism: Paramecium octaurelia
Lineage: Eukaryota; Ciliophora; Oligohymenophorea; Peniculida; Parameciidae
Source: the annotation of a GenBank genome assembly